AUGGCAGAAAACAGCACAAAUCUUUUUCUGGAAAUACUUCAGUCUUAUGAUGCAGUGCCUGUGAUCAUUGCCUUCUGUGUAUCUGUUGCUGUGGGUCUAGUCCUGGGUGCUGUGGUCUAUGUGCUCCUGACCUGGAUGUCUCGGAGGAGAGCAGGUUCUGCAAUCAUCACCAGACGCUUCCCACGCAAAUCCCGCUCCUCUCCACGUGCACGGCCAAACUUCAAACGCAACAACAGCUAUGAUCGCCGCACCAACAAUAACUUGCUAGGAGCUUCAUUUAGCUUCCAACGCCAAAGUUCUUCCCCUGAUCGGAUAGACCCACUGGGGAGGAUGUCUGGUGCAACACUGCGUUUGAUUCGCUGUCGAAAACUGUGUACAUCCUCUAAACAAACGGGUUCUUUUAACCUGUUUCAGAAGAGAAACUUAAAGAAAGUUGCCAAAGUCACAGGUGCAGUUGUGCUGGGGGGCUGUCUUUUCAUCACAUAUGAAGUCGCUGCUUUGGACAAGGCUUUAACUAUUGACACUAGUGCUAUCAUCAAAGAGAAGUACAAAUCUUAUAUCUAUCUUAAAGGAGCUUCCUUGGACGAAAAGGAGAACUUUGCAUCUGAUCUUACACAAAAAGCAAGAAAGGAGUUACAUAAAGCAGCACGUCGUUUUUUGGAAGUAUCGUCUUGGCUCUUCCAACAUUCUCUUGAUGAGCAUUUCUGCCAUGUUGAUGCUGAUCCACAUGAAGUGGCUUUAUGGGUCCUCUUGAAGAAGACAAAGUCGGCCAACCAAGCUGUUCGACUGGAGGCUGUGCAGGAACUUGGAAAAAACCACAACUGGCAUGAUUACCAGUAUCAAACAGCAGCUCAGGUGAUCGACCAGCGAACAGCAGUGGGCCUUGCCAGGACUCCUCAGGUCGACCUUCGCUUUUUCAGGCCACCACCAGCACUUUUAAAUCAGGAGGAUGUGUCAGCAGAAGAUGGACUGAGGCAGCUGCUGGGCUCUCUGCCUCAGUCAGAGGUGGAUAAAUGUGUUCAAUACUUUACCUCUUUGGCUCUGCGGGAGAGCACUCAGGCUUUGGCAGCACAACGGGGUGGACUGUGGUGUUUUGGUGGUAAUGGAUUACCCUAUGCCCAAAGCCUCACCUCGGUCCCUUCUGAGAAGGUGGAGUCGUUUUGUUUACAAGCUCUAGUGCAACACUCAAAAGUCCAGAGUCACUGUGAACCUAUUGUUAAGAAUGGGGGUCUGCAUCUUCUUCAGAAAGUUUUCCAACUUCGCACAGAUUCACUAAAAAUUCAAAGGAAUAUUGUUCGUAUCAUUGGAAACUUGGCAGUAAAUGAAAGUCUUCACCAAGCCAUUACACAGUCAGGAUGGGUUUCUGUCUUGGCUGAAAUGCUGCAAUCUCCUCACAUCAUGCAAGCUUCCCAUGCAGCUCGUGCUCUCGCCAACUUGGAUAAGGAAUCGAUCAUGGAGAAAUAUCAGGACGGAAUAUAUAUACUUCACCCACAAACACGCGGCAAUCAGCCUAUCAAAGCCGAUGUCCUCUUCAUACAUGGGAUUUUAGGAGCAGCCUUCAAAACAUGGCGACAGAAAGAUCUCAGUGACUCAACUGAAGAAGAUGACAUGGAACAAAUAAACGACUACACAGAAUGUUGGCCCAAAUCAUGGCUGGCGGCUGAUUGUCCUAACAUUAGAGUGUUAUCUGUGGAAUAUGAUAGUCAUCUCAGUGACUGGAUGUCUAAGUGCCCUGCUGAAAAUCAGAGAAAGUCCUUAGCCUACAGGAGUCAAGAACUGCUAAAGAAGUUGAAAGAGGCUGGAGUUGGUCAAAGACCAGUGGUCUGGGUCGCACACAGCAUGGGGGGAUUAAUUGUCAAGAAAAUGCUGCUGGACGCUGCAGAGGAUCCAAAUAUGCAACAUUUGCUGAAAAAUACCAAAGGUAUUUUAUUCUAUAGUGUCCCUCAUCGUGGCACGUACAUGGCUGAGUACUCGAUCAACGCCAGAUACCUGCUGUUUCCUUCUAUAGAAGUCAGGGAGCUAUGCAGAGAUUCUCCAGCACUGCGUACUCUAAAUGACGGCUUUUUGGCUAUGGUCAAAGAAAAGGACAUUAAAGUCCUUAGUUUUGCAGAAACAUGUCCAACUAAUAUUGGCCCGAUGAUCAAAAUAUUGGUGGUGUCCCCUCAAUCAGCAGAUCUUGGAAUUGGAGAUCUGAUUGAGGUUGAUGUCGAUCAUCUAAACAUCUGUAAGCCAGAGAAAAAGAACUCGUUUAUUUACAAAAGAAGCCUUCAGUUCAUCCAGGAAGCCUUGCACAAACAUAUCUCUCCCUGA
Molecule: messenger RNA, 2310 nt
Organism: Knipowitschia caucasica
Lineage: Eukaryota; Metazoa; Chordata; Actinopteri; Gobiiformes; Gobiidae
Source: the annotation of a GenBank genome assembly